AAGCACCCCGUAUUACGGAGUACCCGGGGUUAGUAUAUACGGAGUAUAUUUAUAUAUAUCGGGCAUAUCUUCUACCCAUAGCCAGUCCAUAACAUUUCCAGGGCAUAAUAGCUUCGAGGAAAAUAGAUGGAGGGCGGUCCGCAUAAAGCAGAUAAAACGGAAUUCACAGAGUGUUGGAAGGCUAUAUGGAGAACGCCUUACAUCAUGAGGCUUGCAUUGUCUGCUGGCAUUGGUGGCUUUCUCUUCGGUUAUGAUACUGGUGUUAUUUCUGGUGCAUUGCUGUACAUAAGGGAUGACUUUAAGGCUGUCCAGAAGCACACAUGGCUGCAGGAAAUGAUUGUGAGCAUGGCAGUGGCAGGUGCUGUCGUAGGUGCUGCAUUUGGUGGAUGGUUGAAUGACAAGUUGGGUAGAAGACUAGCAAUUAUAAUAGCUGAUGUGUUGUUCUUUUUCGGAGCUUUAAUGAUGGCUCUUGCCCCAACUCCCUGGCUCAUAAUUAUCGCCAGGGUAUUGGUUGGGAUUGGUGUUGGAAUGGCAUCCAUGACUGCACCACUGUAUAUAUCUGAGGCCUCUCCGGCUAAAAUUAGAGGUGCUCUAGUCAGUGCUAAUGGUCUGCUAAUCACCGGUGGACAGUUUCUGUCAUACCUCAUCAACUUAGCAUUCACCAAGGCACCAGGCACGUGGCGUUGGAUGCUCGGUGUAGCUGCAGUUCCUGCUUUUGUUCAAUUCAUAUUGAUGAUCUUUCUCCCCGAGUCACCUAGGUGGCUGUAUCGACAGGGCAAAGUAGAAGAAGCCAGGGCGAUUCUGGAGAAGAUCUAUCCUGUUAACGAAGUAGAACAUGAAUUGACGGCUUUGCAUGAAUCUGUUGAGCACGAGAAGGCAGAAUCCAAAGCUAUAGGAGACAACAUAUUUGCUAAACUGAAGAGUGCUUGGGGGAACACUGUUGUCCGCAGGGGUCUCUAUGCAGGCGUAACAGUUCAAGUGACACAGCAAUUUGUCGGAAUCAAUACCGUCAUGUACUACAGCCCGACAAUUGUGCAACUUGCUGGGUUCGCCUCAAACCGGACUGCUCUAAUGCUGUCCCUCAUCACAUCUGGUCUCAAUGCCUUUGGGUCUAUCAUCAGUAUGUGCUUUGUUGACAGAUAUGGGAGGAGAAGAUUAAUGAUCAUCUCAAUGCUAGGCACCAUUGUAUCCCUUGUGGUACUUUCGGUCCUGUUUAAACAAGCUAGCAUCCAUUCCCCGGCAGUCAGCGUUCGCGAAUCCGAUCACUUUGGGUCAAACUCCACGUGCCCAAGUUUCUUGAAAGCACCAAGCCCGGCUUCUUGGAAUUGCAUGUCGUGUUUAGGAGCAUCUCAGUGCUCCUUCUGCAGUAAUUCAGUCAGUAAAUAUAAUCCGGGGGCAUGCUUAUCGGCGACAGAUGCAGUGGAAGGGAUGUGCAAGUCAGAAAGACGUGGAUGGUACACCCGAGGUUGUCCGAGCAAAUUUGGGCUCUUUGCGGUCUUAGUCCUCGGGGCGUACAUCAUAUCGUAUGCACCGGGCAUAGGAACCGUGCCCUGGAUUGUCAACUCUGAGAUUUACCCCUUGAGAUACAGAGGCAUAGGAGGAGGGAUUGCCGCCGUUUCUAAUUGGGUGUCAAAUCUCAUCGUGAGCCAGACCUUUUUAACCCUUACCGAGGCUCUCGGUCCUUGGGCCACAUUCCUCUUGUUUGCUGCGUUUGCACUCGUUGGCCUUACCGCCAUCUUCUUGCUUGUGCCCGAAACCAAAGGGUUGCCAUUCGAGGAGGUUGAGAAGUUGCUUGAGAGAGGGUUCAGACCCAACAUUUUCCGUCGCAAGUCUAAGGAUAAUGCACCCCAGCAGCAGCCAUCACAAGUUCACAAUGUGUUGUGAACGUGUUUUUUUUUUUUUGUAUUUAUUUAUUUAUAGUAAUCCUGACAGUAUUUUUAGAUUUGGGAAAUAAUGAACUACUAAAUCU
Messenger RNA from Cuscuta campestris, 1969 nucleotides. NCBI's taxonomy places the organism in Eukaryota, Viridiplantae, Streptophyta, Magnoliopsida, Solanales, Convolvulaceae. The record is from the annotation of a GenBank genome assembly.